This is a messenger RNA of Paramecium sonneborni, 290 nucleotides long. The record is from the annotation of a GenBank genome assembly. Lineage: Eukaryota; Ciliophora; Oligohymenophorea; Peniculida; Parameciidae.
AUGGACAAGCUCUUUAGAUAACAGAAACAGCGCUGUAAUUCAUUAUUACAUAAUAUCAAAAAAUAAGUAUUGUUAAUAUUAAAUUUAAGCCUUCAAAAUUCUUUCCAAAACAGUCAGAUAUUCAUUUAAGAGACAUUAUAACAUUAUUCUUAAAAAUUAUAUAGGAAAAUAAGAUUCCUUUGGAAAUUGUAUUUGAAGAUGAAUUAAUUAUGUAUGUUGAAGACUUAUUAAACAAUUAUUUAAGGAUUUUUAAAAAUUCAUUAGCGUUAAGAUCUUGUAUUAGAGAUUGA